This is a messenger RNA of Seminavis robusta, 1311 nucleotides long. Lineage: Eukaryota; Bacillariophyta; Bacillariophyceae; Naviculales; Naviculaceae. The record is from the annotation of a GenBank genome assembly.
UCUAGCAAGCUAGUAGCAAGCGGUACUAGCUAGCUAGGAGAAGCCAUAGGUCGCCAGAAUAGGCAGCUACUUGGUUCCUUUUCUGACCUAGGGCUGUCCUCGAUUGCCAGACUGGCUUCUCAGCUUCUCUACUCUCUACUACUGAAGUGCUUGGUUUCUUUUGGAGAAGGCUCACAGAGAACUUGGCUUGCCAGAGCGUUGGCCACCAGCUAGCUAGGUAGCAAGAGUAGGAGCAAUAGGUCAUUCAAAGCACUCGUAGCUAGUAGAGGUACCGGUACAGCUAAAGGUACUAUAAUCUAUAAUCUAUAAUUGCCAGCUGGCCGUUGCAGGCGUAACGGAAUUAGACUAUUGAAUUCGAACAUUCGAACGUACAUGUACUUCGGACCAUGCUACUCUUGAGUCCAGUCUGGGCUUCUGGAGAUUACGAGUACAGUAGUCUCUAGACUAGAUCUAGAAGCAGGUUCGAAACCUUCCAACUCCAGACAGAGAUGGAGCCCGAAGCAGAACUUCCUUUCUCCCAGACAUAACCGGUACCAGUGUACCAGAAACCAGAACAAUCCACCGCAGUCCAUACAUCAUAAUAAUAUGUUAUGUCCCGGUACCGCCAGAGCAAUUUUUAAUUUCUAUGGAAGGCUUUCCGGUUUCCGAGCUAGCCUUUGACCUAGCGUAUUAAUGAGUCAUUGAGUCUACUCUUUCAGUGUCUUACAGAGCAGAUAUUAAAUAUCAAGUUCUUCCAGGCUUCUCGAAUGUUUCUUUUCGACCUUCCUUCGAAGACCCAUCUGCCCUUGGUUUCUUGACCAUCCAAGUUGACAUGUUGACAUCCAACAUUCCCCACUCUUCUAUCUUCCAUCCCCCAAGAGCUCAAAGCAAAAUCAGUAUUUUCUCCUUCCAACUCUCUCACAAUCCAUAAACUGCAAAACCAAAAAGCAGCAAGCAAAACACUCCCACCAACCGCUCUAAUCUAAUCUAAUACUCAACACAAAGAUGAAGUUCUUCCGCUCCUUGACUUCUGACUCUGUCAGCUCCACCGCCUCUUGCAAGUCCAUCUCUUCUUCCAGUAGUAGCCGAAGCAGCAAGAAGCCUCUCCGUUCCCGCGGCGAAUUCAUUGCGGAUUCCAUGAAGCACAUGAGCAGCCAUGACGUGAUUGAAAUGCUCGAGAUGUACGGCAGCACCGAUGGCAACAUGGCCAUGGAUUGUCUCCAGAGCCUCAAGGUCUCACCACCUGUCACCUCCAAGAAGCACCGAAGCAAGAGCAAGCGAUCGUCCAGCAGCCGUGGAUCAACCUCCUCUUCCUCUUCUUCUGGCGUGUGA